CUGUCUGGCAUUUCAAAAGCAUCCGUGACUUGUGUCAACCACAACGAAGGAGGCAAACGUUAUUGGAAAAUAUUUUUCACAUGUGUACGAGCUGCAGUGGUUCGUUUGAAAGUUGUUGAUUUUGAUUUCUUACAAGAAAAACAAAUGCCGGACAGAAAAGAACACACUUUGAGAAGAUCAUUAGAUGAUGUAAUUAGGAGAUUGAUGUGGUGUGGGAAGAGAUCGUAUCUGACCGGCAUGACAAUCCUAGGAGUUACUUGGAGUCUUUUGGGAAUUAGUUAG
Messenger RNA from Auanema sp. JU1783, 282 nucleotides. Lineage: Eukaryota; Metazoa; Nematoda; Chromadorea; Rhabditida; Rhabditidae. The record is from the annotation of a GenBank genome assembly.